GGAUUUGUUCUUGUUACAAUAUUUAUAAAUUUAUUUGUGCACGCAUAAAAUAGAGCGCAAAAUACACUUUCACUUACGCAUAUAAGUGCGUGUAACAUGUAAGUUUGCACCAGAAUAUAUAUUUUAUAAAGGUUCCCCCUGCCAUUUUCAACGCUAGAUAGAAUACUACUUUCGCUUUCUGAUCGUUCCGAAGAGCAACUCCUGAGCUCUUUUCUUAACGCUUUCGCCGAUCCCCGCUCAAUCAAGCAAACGAAAAGAUCACUGACUUGUCGUGGUAUAGUCCUCUCGGAUUCAAAAAAAAAAAUUUCAAUUUUUGAUGUGCGUGAUUUUAAAUAUAAUUUUUUUUUCAAGAUUUUAUUUUCAAAAAAAAAAUAAUUUUGUGAAAAAGUGUGAAGUGUUAAAAAAAAUUAUGUGUGUAUAAAUUUUAAAAAAUAUGUGGAGUAGAGAGAAAAAAACAACAAAAAAAAGGAUGAAGAUUAAGGAUCAAUAACCCCAUUUCUUUUUGCUAAACCUGCUACAUCUUUGAUUUUAUCAUCGUUUACAUAUAUAUCUACUUUUUAAAUAUUUCACAUGGAUCAGACUAUUGAAGUUGUUCCUAAUUUGGAUAUACGAUGGAGAAAAAAAUGAAUAUGAAAUGAACGAAAUAUUUGAAAAUUUCUUUUGGAAUUAUCUUUUAAUAUUCAAAAAUAAUUUGAAUAAAAAAAAAAAGAAAUAGAUACAUGAAUAAUUUUGAUAAAAAAUCUAACAGAGAAGGGAGAUAAAUGAGAGAAGGAGUAAAUUUCCUUUCUCCGGAGAUGUCGUAAAACGAAUAGCGAAGCAUACCAGCCCUACUCUCAACAUUAAAAUAUAUAGAGUCUUGUUUUCCUUUCGUACUUGCCGAUUGUAACACAGAAGAAGAAGAAGAAGAAGAAGAAGACGAAGAAAAAGGAAAAAAAGGAAAAGUUUAUAUUAGUUAUAUUCAACUGAAGUGAGGUGUUAUUAUUUCAAGAAAGAGAUACUUUCGUCGUGUAACAAACAAAACGGUACACUCUAUUUUCAAGUGUGGGAAGCUGUAGAUGGACCUCUUAACUUUUGUUUUUGAAAGGAUAGAUCAAUUUCAUAUAUAUUUGAACUAGGAUUUUUUCUUCAACAAGCUCUCAAUGAUAGUAUAUUGAAUAUUGGUGUUUUAUUUAUUAUCAGUGAUACUUGAUUGAAGUGGAAAAUGAUGUUUGGAAAUUACAGUGAAACCUGUUCGGUGAGAACCGAAGAUGUUGAGGAUGUGAUUAGAAAAAAACUUGAAAUUCUAUUGAAAGAAGGAACUCAAGUUCCGGCUGAUGAAGAUAAGGAAGAUUUAGAAUUACCUCCUUAUUAUGAUGAUAAAAAAUUUAAAUUUGCUCAAAUUUGCUUUCACAAUAAUCUCUUUACAAUGAUGAUAGCUAAACUCUCGGGACUUUUGACAUUAUUAGCAAUACCAUCAAUUUUAGAUAUUCUUAUAUUUACUAAACAAAGUGGCACACCAUGUGCAGCUUUUCGACGUUAUUUUUCAACGAUUCUACACACUUUCAUAUGGUAUGAAAAGAAUCCCCUCAAAGCAAAAGAAUUCUUUAAUUCGUUGAGAACUGUGAGAAGAAAACAUUGUUUAGCAUCGCGAAAAUGUUUUCAAGGUGGUCUCCGAAGAAUAACUCAAACCGACAUGGCAAUCACACAAUUUGGAUUUAUCGGUUUUACUUUAAUGUCCGCUGAACAAUUGGGUGUUAAGGCAACCGAAGAAGAACUCGAAGGAAUUGUUCACUUUUGGCGCGUAAUUGGUUAUAUGCUGGGAAUGGAAGAAAAAUAUAAUCUUUGCAAUGGAACUGUCGAGGAAUGUCGAAUUCUUUGUCGACUUCUUCUUAAUGAAGUAUUCAUUCCACUUUUUGAGAAGGGAAAUGAAAAAUUUGACGAAAUGGGACGAAUUCUCAUUGAAGCAAUGUGGCCGUUCAUUCCAUUUUUAGAUCCAAAAGCAUUCACUUCUUUUACAUUGCAACUUGCAAUAUCUGCGACAAUCAAUAAUAAUCAUUCUAUUGUCAAUGAAACAUCAUCGCUGCCAUUCAAGAGCAAAUUAUUAUUGAAUCUUCAAUUGAAUGUUCACAAAUAUUUGAUGCCAACAAAACAUUGGUGGUCAGCGAUUUUUCGAGCAAUUUUUAAUUUUCUUCUGAGACUUGCAAUUUUCCUCACAGAAAAUUAUCCCCUUUUACUAUACACUACCUUUGGAAAAAAGGCGAUCGUCAAAUUCCAUAAUGAAUGAAUUCAAAAUUAGAAGAAAAAAGAAAAUCUGUUUUUUGAUUUAAAAAAAUUUUAAUUAAUUAAAGAAAAAGAUACUUUUUCGUAUAAAAAAAAGCUUUUUUUGGUUCGUAAUAAAUCGAAUUAGUAAAAGAAAAUUAGAAUUAAGAAUUAAGUAAAAGAAUCUUAAAUCUCUUUCAAAAUAAAAGAUACUCAACUUUUAUUAAAAAAAAUGUUUAAAUAGGAAAUUUUUUAAAUUCUUUUUUGUUUUAAUUAAUUGAAAAGACAUCUUUUUUAGGAGUGCAGUGGAGUUUUAUAAAAAAAACGAAUCGUGAUCAAAAACCAAAAUAAUAUUCCAAAUCUUCACAUAAAGUGAAUUUAUUAGAUAAUUUUUACACUUAAGUAAAGAAAAAAAAGGGGGGGGCGAGAAUUAUAA
Leptopilina boulardi is the source of this 2674-nucleotide messenger RNA. RefSeq lists its product as uncharacterized. The transcript is spliced from 7 exons. The record is from RefSeq and is a predicted model, not a curated record. Lineage: Eukaryota; Metazoa; Arthropoda; Insecta; Hymenoptera; Figitidae. The coding region runs from base 1202 to 2263 and encodes 353 amino acids. Gene Ontology annotation, molecular function: oxidoreductase activity.